AUGGCUCGGUCGGCCUCAAAGCGCGUCGGCCGCUUCAGCAGGCAGCGGAUGCAGCGGCUGAUGCGCGGCGGCGAGAGCGGCGGGGACGAUAAUGGUUCGGACGACGGCGGCAACGACCCGCGACCGUUUGUUGAUAUUGCAGUCGAGCAUGCGACAGGCAAGGCGGCAGCUUCCGGCGGCGACGGCGGCGGCAACGGCCGCGGCCGCGGCGCCAAGCGCGGCGCGGCGCGCGCGCUACUAGAGUCGUACGUGGCGGCGUUUGGGCUGGCGCUCGACCUGGAAUUGGAGGAGGAGUGGCAGGAGGCGGAGCAGCGGCUGCAGUCCUGGAGCCGCGAGCGGCUGGCGGCAGAGGGCGUGGCGCUGUUUCAGAUGUCGGCCGCCGCGGACGGCCAGAUUUACCGCGACUCAGUGCUCAAGUUUUUUCGGCCCAACGAGCCGCUGCCAUUCCACGCGCUCUCGCAGGCGAGCGCGCGCGCGUGCGCGCACACGCGCAUGCCUGCGUUGGGUGACAUCAUCCUUAUCAGCAGGGGCGACCCGGGGGGCGACUCAUUGGAAGGUGUAGUCGUGGAUUACUCAACCCGCUGGCUGCGGGUCGCGCUGCCAACGCAGGUGGCCGAGCACGUGAGGGGCCCCGGCUGGCGGCUGGACCUUUAUGCAAACACCAUAGCUCACGAGAGGGCGCAGGCGGCCUUGAAAUGCUUCGCGGCGCCCGCGCUGGGCGGCGGUGGCGGCGGCGGCGGCGGAGACAGCGGCGGCGGCGGCGCUGUUGCGGCGGACGCGGAGGCGGACGGCCGGAAGUGGGCGGGGCCGGGGCAGCCGGGGGAGGGGCUGUGGCGGGCGCUGUCGGGCUGCCUCACCGCGGGCAAGACGCGCACGCUGCUGCGCCUAUGCCGCGCCGCGCUGCCGCUGCUGCCGGGCGGCGGGCAGCUGCUGGCGGUUGCGGCCAGCAACGUGGCGGUGGACAAUCUCGUGGGAGGGCUGCUGGAUUUGGGGGUCAAGGUGGUCAGAGUGGGACAGCCUGUGAAGGUGGGCUGGGGCACUUGA
Monoraphidium neglectum is the source of this 1044-nucleotide messenger RNA. RefSeq lists its product as hypothetical. The transcript has 5 exons. NCBI's taxonomy places the organism in Eukaryota, Viridiplantae, Chlorophyta, Chlorophyceae, Sphaeropleales, Selenastraceae. Bases 1 to 1044 code for a protein of 347 amino acids. The record is from RefSeq and is a predicted model, not a curated record.